Molecule: messenger RNA, 4069 nt
Organism: Brachypodium distachyon (stiff brome)
Lineage: Eukaryota; Viridiplantae; Streptophyta; Magnoliopsida; Poales; Poaceae
Product: lisH domain and HEAT repeat-containing protein KIAA1468
Exons: 20
Coding region: 231-3788 (1185 amino acids)
Biological process (GO): intracellular cholesterol transport
Cellular component (GO): trans-Golgi network; recycling endosome
Molecular function (GO): protein binding
Source: RefSeq, a predicted model, not a curated record
GUUGAUCCACCGGCGCUUCUUCCAGAUCACACGCUUCGCGUGGCGUGACUUCCCUCCGCAAUUUCCCCUUCCUUCCAAUGCCACCUUCUGCCUCGAGUCGCCCGCGCGAGAUCCGCCCCCCCGUACUGCCACAUGCUUCCGCGCUCGUCUCCUCGACCCUGCCACGGUUGAUGUAGAGAGACCGGUACCGACCAAGGAGGACCGGAUCCGACAGAUCCCGCCGGACGAGGAUGGAUGUGGCGGGGGCCGCCGGCGCCGCGGAGGAACGGUGGGCGUCGCUGUGCAACUGCGUGGUCAACUUCCUGUUGGAGGAGAGGUACCACCUCACGGCACUCGAGCUGCUGCAGGAGCUGCAGGAGGACGGCCGCCACGCCCAGACGCUACGCCUCCGCUCCUUCUUUUCCGACCCUGCGCUCUUCCCUCCCGACCAGGUCGCCCGCGCCUCCUCAGCACCGGCAGGUGCCGAUCCACAGAAUUUGCUAGAAGAGAAAAUAGCAGCUGAAGAAAAGUUGGCACUCACUGAUUAUGAUCUCCGACUAGCCAAAGAAGAUCUUUCCUGCUUGAAGACUGAGUUACAAAAACGACAAGAAUCAUCUCCUGAUAAUACAAAUGGAUCUCCUUCAGAUGCUUUUACACAUGAAGAGUUUAACCAACAGGACAAACGGGAAGUCAAAGUUUCAGCAUUAGGCCCUCUGAAAGAUAACGAGCGGAAAGAUCUGAACUGUGCUGUCAAAGAAUACCUGCUUUUGGCUGGGUAUCGACUUGCAGCCAUGACUCUCAUUGAGGAGGUUCCUGAUCAGGACCUUGAUGUUUGGACCAACAGUUCAGCUUGUGUGCCUGAUGCCCUUCGUCGGUAUUACUACCAGUAUCUUUCCUCUACAACUGAGGCUGCUGAGGAAAAAAUAUCCAUUCUUCGCGAAAAUGAGGCACUAAGGAAGGACAGUAAAAGGCUCUGUGCUGAAAAAGACUCCUUGAUGAAGAUCAGGGAAUCUGCUAAUAAUCAGGUUGCCACUUUAAGGAAGUCUUUGGAAACUGCACACAUGGACAUAAAAGACAAAGAGAAAUCGUUUCAAGACCUGAAGCAAUCACUGGAUGUCCAUAGGAAGGAGCUGAAUGACUGCAGAGCUGAAAUUACAUCCCUUAAGAUGCACAUUGAAGGGACUCAAUCAAGUAAAGAAAUGUCAGUUCGAGAUUCUGAUGGUUUGACUUCCCAGUUCAUUGCUAAUUCUAUGGGAGAAGCUGCAGCAUUGAUCAAUGAACAUCAAAACCUCAAAGGAACUGAAUCCGGAACUACUAAGCUAGCAUCAGCAGCGAGUCUAACUGGGGACACACGGGAAGAUAAUAAAAAUACUGAAAGUAGUAUUGAAGGUUCCCCAGGUUCAGAAGCCCCAGUUUCUUGGUCAACUGCCGAACAUAGGGGUUAUGAUACUUCAGGAGAAGAUGAAUCUGGUACAAAUACUUCACUGGAAGAUAUAUCUGUUAAUGGCAAUCUACAUGGAGAUGGUAAUAGCCAGGGGAAUUCAGGUAGCAUAUCUGUUUAUGUAUCUGAAGAUAAAGUUCAUACUGAGAAAGUAGAGAGUCCAAGUAAGAAAAAAACGUCAGAUAAGAUGGCCUUGGAGACUAUUAAGAUAGUUUCAGAUGCUCUUCCGAAGAUUGUUCCUUAUGUGCUCAUAAACCAUCGUGAGGAGCUUCUUCCAUUGAUCAUUUGUGCUAUAGAAAGACAUCCAGAUAGCGACGUGCGGGAUUCAUUGACUCACACAUUGUUCAAUCUGAUAAAGCGGCCUGACGGACAACAGAGACGCAUCAUAAUGGAUGCUUGUGUGGAGCUAGCCAAGAGUGUUGGUGAGAUGAGGACAGAGACUGAAUUAUUACCACAAUGUUGGGAACAGAUAAAUCAUCAAUAUGAGGAGCGUAGAUUGCUUGUUGCUCAGUCUUGUGGAGAGCUGGCAGUAUAUGUUCGUCCUGAGAUACGUGAUUCCCUUAUCUUAUCUAUUGUGCAACAACUUGUCGAAGAUAGCGCAACUGUAGUGAGGGAGGCUGCAACACAUAACCUGGCGUUACUGCUUCCUCUGUUUCCAAACAUGGAUAAAUAUUAUAAGGUUGAGGAGCUAUUGUUUCAGUUGGUCUGUGACACUUCUAGGGUAGUUGUGGAUGUGGCACUCAGGGAACUUGUUCCUGCAGUAGUAAGAUGGGGAGGUAAAUUGGAUCAGAUAUUGAGAGUGUUACUAUCACAUAUCCUGGCAUCUGUUCAGCGUUGUCCGCCCAUUUCGGGGGUUGAGGGUACAAUAGAAUCACACCUCCGUGUUUUAGGAGAACAAGAGCGAUGGAACAUUGAGGUCCUCCUUCGGAUGCUGGCUGAGUUGUUACCAUUUGUUCACCAGAAAGCUAUACAGACGUGUCCUUCAACAGAUGCCCCUACAAGCUCCACGGCAGAAAACUUUGUGUCUGAAUCCAGCAUAAAGCUGUAUGCAACAGGUGACACGGAAUGGUCAGCAUUUGAGUGGAUGCACACUGAGUGCCUGCCGGAUUUGAUCAAGCUCGCCUGCUUGUUGCCUGCGAAAGAGGAUAGCUUAAGAACAGCGAUCACGAAGUACCUGUUGGCUGUAUCUGGGCACUAUGGAAAAGAUUAUUUGGAGCACAUUAUGUUACCUGUAUUUCUUGUAGCAGCUGGUGAUGUCGAUAGUGGUGACUUUACCUAUUUUCCUCUGUCAAUCCAAUCCAAAGUCCGUGGUUUGCGUCCAAAAACUUCUAUUGCUGAAAAGCUUGCAAUCAUCUGUGUCCUUCCAUUGCUAUUGUCUGGUAUUUUGGGUUCUCCUUCAAGUCGUCAACAGUUAGAAGAAUAUUUGAGGAAAUUACUUAUCCAAAACACGAAGGAUGGUUCAUUUUCUAUGUGUCACACAACUGAGAUCAUUGAUGCGGUCCGGUUUCUUUGCAUAUUUGAGCAGCACCAUGGAGUUAUCUUCAACAUUUUGUGGGAGAUGGUUGUGAGCCCUGAUACCGAUCUUAAAAUCAAUGCCGCAGCUUUACUGAAAGCACUUGUACCCUAUGUUGGCGUCAAAGUUGCAUCAACUCAUAUUUUGCCAGCACUUAUUACUCUUGGAUCCGAUCAGAACUUGGCUGUAAAAUAUGCUAGUAUAGAUGCAUUAGGAACUGUCGCUCAGCAUUUUAAAAAUGACAUGGUUGUUGACAAGAUACAUAUUCAAAUGGAUGCUUUUCUAGAAGAUGGAUCACACGAAGCUACUGUUUCUGUCAUCCGUGCACUUGCAGUAGCUGUGCCGCAUUCAACAGAUAAACUACGUGAAUAUCUUUUAACGAAGAUAAUUAAGCUGACAAGUGCCUCACCUUCUGGAAACGAUAUUGAACGGCGUAGGGAAAGAGCAAAUGUGUUCUGCGAAGCACUCCGUGCUCUCGAUGCUACAGAUCUUCCUGCUACAAGUGUGCGCGAUCUGCUUUUGCCGUCAAUACAGAACUUGUUAAAGGAUCUGGAUGCUCUAGACCCUGCACACAAGGAGGCAUUAGAAGUUAUAGCUCGGGAAAGGUCGGGAGGUGCACUUGAGAGCAUCGGCAAGGCGAUGGGGGCACAUCUUGGGAUUGCAUCAUCUGUCAGCAGUUUCUUUGGCGAGAGCGGCCUCCUUGGGAAGAAAGAGGGUGCAGAGCAGCUUGACCCUGCUCCUCCCCAACCCAGCUUACAAACUCAGCAGGAGAACACGAGGUUUGGUCGCAUGAUGAGGGGUGGUUUUGGAGACAUGUUACGAGGCAAAGCAAAAGGCAGCGAGGAACCCAGUUGAAAUGAUCUAUGAAUUACUGAAGUUGCCAAUACAAUACUUUUCAAGCUUGAUAUUGGCUAUCGCUAUGUGCGGUACCAUAAAUAGUUAAGGCAGAAAUUUUGUGUUCAUUGGUGAUAUCCUCAAGGAUACUAGCAGUUUUUGUUGUAACCUCAGACCAAAAACAUUGUAUAGAGAAAACAUUAUAGUAUACAUAAGGGUUGCUUAUCGCUAAUGCCCGUGUAUCAAUUACUCCGUAUACCUGUAGAUGAAGACAAUAGGGAAAAUUUCUGCAUUACAUCGCA